This is a messenger RNA of Lathyrus oleraceus (garden pea), 516 nucleotides long. RefSeq names its product glyceraldehyde-3-phosphate dehydrogenase GAPCP1, chloroplastic. Gene Ontology annotation, biological process: glycolytic process. Gene Ontology annotation, molecular function: glyceraldehyde-3-phosphate dehydrogenase (NAD+) (phosphorylating) activity. The transcript is spliced from 5 exons. Bases 1 to 516 code for a protein of 171 amino acids. The record is from RefSeq and is a predicted model, not a curated record. Lineage: Eukaryota; Viridiplantae; Streptophyta; Magnoliopsida; Fabales; Fabaceae. Gene Ontology annotation, cellular component: cytosol.
AUGACGCAAUCAGUACCAGAAGCUUCUGAGACUAUUUCUUCCUCUAGUUUUGAAGUUUUACUUUUCAAAGUAGAGUUGUUACUUUCUAAAGAAAAAACUUUUUCAUUUAGAGAAGAAAUAUAUUUCUCAAGAUCACUAGGUGCAGCUCAAAAUAUAAUUCCAAGUUCUACCGGUGCUGCAAAGGCUGUUGGAAAAGUUCUUCCCGAGCUAAAUGGAAAACUCACUGGAAUGGCCUUUCGUGUUCCUACUCCUAAUGUUUCUGUUGUGGAUUUAACCUGUCGGCUUCAAAAGAAUGCCUCCUAUGAAGAUGUUAAAGCAGCAAUAAAGCACGCUUCAGAGGGACAAUUGAAGGGAAUUCUUGGAUACACAGAUGAGGAUGUUGUCUCUAAUGACUUUGUUGGUGAUUCAAGGUCGAGUAUCUUUGAUGCUAAGGCUGGGAUUGGGCUUAGUAAGUCCUUUGUGAAGCUGGUCUCGUGGUAUGACAAUGAGUGGGGUUAUAGGUAUGUGUCUAUGUAA